UUCACAAAGCCACCUUCCAAAGGUCUCUUAAAGGAGGAGGACCUAUCUGCAGGGAAUGAGACCAUUUACCUUGGUAUUUCGUGCUCCUCUCCCCUCCUCACCCACUUUGCUUCAGGGGAUGAGUUUCUUCCAACUUUACAAUACUUUUGCACUGAGGAUGUCUGGUCCCUUUAACGACUAGGAUGACGUAAUACCGAGGCCCGCCUCACGCCCAUUUCCUUGGCCUUGCUCUAAGUCCUGCCCACUGUUCUUUGCACUCGGCCAAUUAAUGCCCUGACGCCCGGCUGCGCCACAUCCGGGUUCCUAGGAUGAGGAACUUGGCCUUGUAACCAGGCAACUACUGGUCCACCCCCUCAGAGGCGGAUUUUCCUUUCAGUUAGUUGCGGCUUGUCGCUCAACGGUUGCUAGCUGCAGCAACAAAGUCCCCCGCCCCCUGCCCGGUUGCUAUAGCGCAGCACACAAUCCCGCCUUCCCCUUGCCUCUCUUCCAAAACAGGCCUUCUUUCUCGGGGCUGAGGCCCUCUCCAGAACCGCUUCUAGUUGAGCAGAACCAGGGUCUGGGCCCCUUUGCGAAGGGGGAUUGUGCGCAUCAGGCGGGCGGCCCAGCGAGGACUGAACCCGAUCUGACCCCAGAGCCUUCAGCCAGGAAAAAAGAUGUCAGAUGAAGAUGAUCUGGAAGACUUUGAGCCAGACCAGGAUGAUCUUGAAAAAGAAGAGGAUGAGAAGGAGACAGAGGAGGGAGAGGACUACAGGAAAGAGGGGGAAGACUUCACUGAGGAUUGGAUGCCCAAUGCCCUCACAGAGGACUUGAUGAAGGAAGGGCUUUCUUUGCUCUGUAAGACUGGCAAUGGACUGGCUCAUGCUUAUGUCAAGCUGGAGGUCAAAGACAGGGAUCUGACAGACAUCUCCUUGCUGCGCUCCUACAUCCAUCUGCGCUAUGUGGAUGUUUCUGAGAACCACCUGACAGACUUGUCUCCACUCAAUUACCUCACCCACCUGCUGUGGCUCAAGGCUGAUGGCAACCGGCUGCGGAGUGCUCAGCUGGAUGAACUGCCCUACCUGCAGAUUGCCAGUUUUGCUUAUAACCAGAUCACUGAUACUGAGGGCAUCUCUCAUCCUCGCCUGGGCAGCCUGGACCUCAAAGGGAAUCGUAUCCGCAUGGUGACAGGUCUGGACCCCCAAAAGCUGAACAGCCUGCACACACUGGAGCUUCGGGGGAACCAGCUGGACAGCACCCUAGGGAUUAACCUCCCUAAACUGAAGAACCUCUUCCUGGCCCAGAACAUGCUGAAGAAGGUGGAAGGCUUGGAGAACCUAAGCAAUCUCACCACCUUGCAUCUUCGAGACAACCAGAUUGAGACUCUGAGUGGCUUUUCUGGGGAAAUGAAAUCACUGCAAUACCUCAACUUAAGGGGCAAUAUGGUGACCGACCUGGGGGAGCUGGCCAAGCUUCGGGACCUGCCCAAGCUGCGGGCCCUGGUGCUGCUGGAAAACCCAUGCACAGAUGAGAGUGACUACCGCCAGGAGGCCCUGGUGCAGAUGGCACACCUUGAACGGCUGGACAAGGACUUCUAUGAGGAGGAGGAGCGGGCUGAGGCUGAUGAGAUCCGUCAGAGGUUGAAGGAGGACCAGGAGCAUCAGGCUGAGCCUGAUCACGAGGAAGACCUGGACCAGUCAACAAACCAGCAGCAGUUCUAGCCUCCGAGGAUGGAGAUAAAGGCACUGGCCCCAAGACCUGGCAUGACUCCCAGCGGGGACCACCACCUUCACAUCCCUCAUCAAGGAUGGAGGACACUUGCUUCUGUCUCUGAGCUGGGAAUUCAUCAGAGCCUGCCUCCCAGGCUCUGGGCCAGGAGGCUGGAUAGUGUGGGGUGCUGGUGGGCCUGAGCUCUGCACUCACCCUCAGGCAGGGGGCAGCCCUUAAGGAGUCUGGGUGGGAGCCAGGCUUGGAAUGACUGUAUAAGCCCAUCAGAACUUGUCGAGUUGGCUGAGGAGAACUCAGGAGAUGGAGGCGGGCUGGGGUGUUUAGGAACAGUUCAGUUUUUGAAUAAAGAGACAUUUUGACACUA
Molecule: messenger RNA, 2068 nt
Organism: Loxodonta africana (African savanna elephant)
Lineage: Eukaryota; Metazoa; Chordata; Mammalia; Proboscidea; Elephantidae
Gene: LRRC23
Product: leucine rich repeat containing 23
Exons: 8
Coding region: 654-1697 (347 amino acids)
Molecular function (GO): protein binding
Source: RefSeq, a predicted model, not a curated record